AUGGCCAGCUUUAUCUAUGACUGGAACAAAAACAGGCUUCCCAUGGGUCGGGAGCUGUGUGCCACCGUUGCGCAUCUUCUGGACGCGGCGGGCAUUCCCAGUGUCCUAUGGGGCAAGUACAUGAUUUUUGCUUACGAGGUUGGUAUGGACCCGGAUAUUGACGAACGGCAGAAGCGGCUAGAAGAAGCCGAGGCUAAGCACGAGAGAACUGCCCAGGAGGAUCAUGAGGCGGACGUGGCAAGGAAGACGCGGGGAGAGCCAAAUCCAAUUGACCCCUAUGGAUAUUUACCACCGAUACCGCAUGAGCGGCACUACAUCCCAAAGUACGACAACAGCAUCGCCUUCAUCAUCCCCGAUGACCGAAUCGACGAUGCGCGCGAUGCUCUCGUUCUCGCUAGCUUCCCUCUGUGCAGCUCUGGGUGCGUGUGCUUUGACUGGAAAACCCAUGAAAUGGUUCCACGGUAUCAUUUCCUUGGGGAGAGCGGAAACACUGCUGACAGUCCCGUAUUGAAGCUAUUCUGUCGCUCGGACCUACUCUUUCGCUUCCCAGACCCUGGACUAGCAUCCCCGCAUCCUGACGACCCUUGGUUCAUGUUAACAAACGAUUCUCGCCUACCACCAGAUGAUGUGAAGAGACGUGGUGUGAACCCGGAAGGGCGGUUCGAUGCCGCCCUCUAUCCGAUCAAGAUCCCAACCCCAGAGAAGCUGUACGAAGCCCUCAUUCUAUUACGAUGCCGCGAUAAAGAUUACCAUAGUCAUUCCGAUGGCAGUUGGACAUAUUGGUCAAAUUACUUGGCAAGGAACCUUGUCAAAACCGGUAGAAUUGACAUCUCACAGGUGGGAGAUCUCUACCGUGCUGUCAUCGAAUCGGAUCUGAACGAUCGCUCUUCGUUCUGGGAUGGAGAGCCAAAGCUGCUGCGGGCGCAACUUCGGAAAUUGGAUGCGUUGCCCCAUCCCCUUCCGGACCGUUGCCCACACGAUCUUUACAUCCACCGCCUUAUUCAUACCACUGAUGAGUACGGCAAGGUCUACAAAGAUUUCGUGAGAUUUCGCAACCAGUACAAAGCGGACACCGCAAGAUACCUCAAAAAGGCGAGCAAAGGGGGUGGACACGGGGCCCAGGCAUCAGGAGAGGAGGCGGUCAAAUAUAAAGACCAGGUGCAGCACACCGAGUGCGAACAUGUUUGA
Molecule: messenger RNA, 1188 nt
Organism: Aspergillus sclerotioniger CBS 115572
Lineage: Eukaryota; Fungi; Ascomycota; Eurotiomycetes; Eurotiales; Aspergillaceae
Exons: 2
Coding region: 1-1188 (395 amino acids)
Source: RefSeq, a predicted model, not a curated record